AUGGCUUCCGCAAACAAUGAUCGUGUAUUUAAAGAUGGUGGUAGUAGUAACAAGCCUCCUUUGUUUUCCGGUCAAUAUUUCGACUUUUGGAAAAUCCGUAUGAAGGCACAUUUUGAAGCACAAGGAAGUGACAUAUGGGAGGCGGUUCAAAAUUGUCCUUUUAUUCCUACAACGGUUGUCAACGGUGCUAGUUCAACAAAGCCACAAGGAUCAUGGGAUGAUGAUGAUAAGAAAAGGGUUCUCUAUGAUAAAAAGGCGGUUAAUAUUUUACAAAGUGCACUUGGAAUGGAUGAAUUCUUCCGCGUCUCAACAUGUACAACGACAAAGGAAAUAUGGGAUACUCUUGUAGAAACUCACGAAGGAACGGCCGAAGUCAAGAGAUCUAGAUUGAACACGUCUUUAACAAGAGAAUGGCAACCCAAAGUGACGGCGAUUUCCGAAAAGAAAAGUUUAUCAACAAUGACAUCCGCUACUUUAUUCGGAAAGCUUCAAGAAUAUGAGACGGAACUUGGACUAUUGGAGAAACAUGAGGUCCAAGAGAAGAAAUCCAAGAGCAUUGCCUUAAAAGUUGAUUCCAAAGUUGUGAAGAAAGAAGACAAUCCCGAAGAGGACGAAAAAUUUAUGCUUCUUGUAAAAAGACUAGGAAAAUAUUUUGGUGCAAAAAAUAAUAUUGGAAACUCUAGUUACACAAGAAGAAAGAAGUUCUCAAAGAACAAAGAAAGAGAAGCAUCAACAUCCAAUGAAGACAUUACAUGCUAUGAAUGUGGAAAACAAGGCCACAUCAAACCGGAAUGUCCCAAACUCGCAAAGAAUCGUGACAACAAAGGAAAGAGGGAUUACAAUAAGAAGGCCUACAUUGCUUGGGAUGACAAUGAAAUAAGUUCUUCAUCGGAUUCCGAUAGUGAUCAAAGCGCAAAUCUAGCAUUGAUGGCAUCACAUCAUUCCGACAAUGAAGACGAUGAGAAAACCCCUUAUGAACUUUUCAAAGGGAGAAAACCAAAUAUUUCUUUCUUUCAUAUUUUCGGGUGUAAGUGUUUUGUCCUCAACAACGACAAAGACAACCUUGGUAAGUUUGACGAGAAAUCCGAUGAAGAGGAUAUUGUUGCAAGUGAUAGUGAUGAUGAUCUUGUAGAUAGUUCCAAAGAAGAUACUUCUAAAUACUUGAUUGAAAUUCAAGAAGAAAAACAAGAAGAACAUCAUGAUGAACCGAUUCAACAAAAGUCAACCAACAAUGAUCUUCCAAAAGAAUGGAGAACACAUAGAGAUCACCCAAUCGACAAAGUCAUUGGAGAUAUUAGCCAAGGCAAGGUUGACAAGACUUUGUUCAUCAAGAAAGAUAAAGGUGAUACUUUACUAGUUCACGUCUAUGUUGAUGAUAUUAUUUUUGGUUCAACUAACAAAGAUCUAUGCGAGAAAUUCUCAUUGAUGAUGCAAGGAGAGUUUGAAAUGUCCAUGAUGGGAAAGAUGAACUACUUUCUUGGACUUCAAAUCAAGCAAUUAAAAGAUGGCAUCUUUAUCAAUCAAUACAAAUAUUGCAAAGAAUUAUUGAAAAGGUUUGAAACGGAUACUUGUAAGACAAUGGCUACACCUAUGGGCUUCGGUACAUAUGUUGAUCAAGACGAAUCCGGAAUAUCAAUUGAUGUUACAAAGUAUCGAGAAUCUCAACUGAGUGGAUAG
This is a messenger RNA of Lathyrus oleraceus (garden pea), 1677 nucleotides long. RefSeq lists its product as uncharacterized. Bases 1 to 1677 code for a protein of 558 amino acids. The record is from RefSeq and is a predicted model, not a curated record. Gene Ontology annotation, molecular function: nucleic acid binding; zinc ion binding. Lineage: Eukaryota; Viridiplantae; Streptophyta; Magnoliopsida; Fabales; Fabaceae. The transcript is spliced from 7 exons.